Molecule: messenger RNA, 1259 nt
Organism: Drosophila novamexicana
Lineage: Eukaryota; Metazoa; Arthropoda; Insecta; Diptera; Drosophilidae
Exons: 4
Coding region: 341-1210 (289 amino acids)
Source: RefSeq, a predicted model, not a curated record
CUGAGUGCCGCUCAAAACUUGGCCGGGGUGUGCAGGCGAAACCCUGGCCCGAAACUGAAAGUUGGUAUGCAGUAGCGCAAAGCGAAAUGAAAAACCGAAGACAAUCAGCCAAACAGGCACUAGGCACUUUAUUUCGACUGCGACUGUAAAGCAAAAAUUACCAAGGACUCCUGCUUAGCUACCUGUGCAGUUCAUGAUGCAGGGACAGCCCUGUGGACAAGGAUAACAGGCCAUUAAAAUGGUCAAGGUAUUCCUUGCCAGAUCAUGCCUAUAAAGAGCAUUGCCGCGCAAGUACCUUGAACAGUUGACCGUGCAAGUGAAGUGAAGCAAGUGCCUCGAGAUGAGCUAUAGAAAUCAAUUCAACAUGUCGCUGCGCCUGAUGCUGCUCCUCAUGAUGUUCUUUGAAGCGCGCACACUGCCGGCGCUGGACACUGCGCCCACUGCAACAGCCGCCAAUACCAUAGAUGAGUCUGAUAAGCAGACGGAUGCGAACAUAGAAACGAAUGCAUUAAAUGAUGCCGGUUUGGUCAAUGCCAAUGGCACGAGCUUAGCGGCUACGAGCACCACUGAGGCACAGGAUCCAACAGUGUCGGGUGACAAUGUGGCCAGCGCCAGCAGCAAUGAGCCGGUGUCCAUCUACGCCAGCGGACUCAUCACGCCCGAGGCCUUUCAGCAGUAUCUGAGCCAGUAUGGUGGUGCAGCGGGCUUGGCACCGCUCGCGGCUUACCCAUCGCCGAUGACAGGCGCGCCUGGUAUCUACCCCUAUCCGGGACCCAUUAUGGUGCAGACCGGAUACGAGGGCUUCUUGGUGCCCACAAAUCAGGUUGGCUCCGAUAGUGCUUCAGAUGUGACCACAACGGUUCCAGCCGGGCCUCCCCCCGUCUUGAACCCGUUGAUGGCCUUUGCCUCCAGAUUAUUGCCCACCAUACUGAUGUCUACGCUGUUUCGCAUUGCGGCCGUCGUGAUCUCCGCCAUAGGUGUGAUUCUCUUUGGAGGUGCCAUUACCAACGCCCUCUGCCGGCUAACGCCCAUCUGUGAGAUUCCCAACAAGGCUGUGAACUAUCUACGCUCUGGUGGAGCACAGGAUGUGGGUCGCAUGCUGGUCGAGGAAAUUACACCCGAACGCGUGCGACGAACCACGGAAUUUGUGCGCAACGCCAUCCACAAGUAUCGCCAGCUGCAAAAGCUAGUCGAACCGGACUCGGAGUAGAAGUAGAAGCUUUAUUGUCGCUAACUGAAGAACGUGAUGAAAUUUGAUA